AUGGAUGAAGAGCUGAGAGCUCCAUUUAGAUGUUUGGAAUCUUCUUAUAUGCAGAAGAAGGCAUAUACUUCACUUGGUCUAGUCGAACCAGUACAAAGGGAAUUGGGACAAACUUUAAAGAGAAGGGGCAAGCGUUUCAAACUAUGCAGUGAAUAUGCUUAUGACAUACCUUUAGAAAAGUCAUUACAACAGUUACUGUCAAAUUCAAGUAUAUUUGAUCAAGUUAUGAGUGGUCAUUGCCAAAAUGACAACCUUUUUGAAGAUUACUGUGAUGGUAGCAUUUUCAAAAAUCACCUACUUUUUUCUGUCAAUCCAACAGCUUUACAAGUGAUGCUCUAUUAUGAUGAUCUCGAAAUCUGUAACCCAAUUGGUUCUCGAGCAAAGAAACACAAAAUUGGAGUUUUUUAUUAUAUUUUGGGAAACAUACCACCAAAAUGGAGAUCAUCACUUAAAGUUAUACAGCUUGUUACAAUUGUACGCCAUUCAUUAAUUCAUGAGUAUGGGAUUGACAAAAUACUUCAACCUUUUAUGGAAAGUAUCAAAAAGUUUGAAAAAGCAGAAGGGGUUGAUCUUAAUAUUAAUGGACAGCAGCAUAAUUUUCGUGGAACAAUUACAAUUGUUUGUGCUGAUAAUCUUGCUAGUUGGUCACUUGGUGGUUAUAAAGCUUUGGCAUCAGCUUUACGUAAAUGUAGAUUUUGCAUGGCCAUUGCUGAGGAUAUGUCAUCUAAAUUCCUUUCAGAGGAAUUUCAGCCACGGACACGUAUCACACAUGCAAAUCAUGUUACCCACCUCGCUGGACCAUUGCAUGACCACAUUGCUACGACGUAUGGCAUUGUCAGAGACUCAAUCCUCAAUCAAUCGCAAUUCUUUCAUGUGACUGAAGGUCUUGCACCUGACAUUAUGCAUGAUAUAUUGGAAGGUGCUUUACAAUAUGAGACUAAAGAAUUGCUGAUAUAUUUUUCCUUAUGGAUAUUGUGA
Messenger RNA from Amphimedon queenslandica, 978 nucleotides. RefSeq lists its product as uncharacterized. The transcript has 7 exons. Lineage: Eukaryota; Metazoa; Porifera; Demospongiae; Haplosclerida; Niphatidae. The coding region runs from base 1 to 978 and encodes 325 amino acids. The record is from RefSeq and is a predicted model, not a curated record.